This is a messenger RNA of Choloepus didactylus (southern two-toed sloth), 3447 nucleotides long. RefSeq names its product chromosome 2 C1orf115 homolog (gene C2H1orf115). The coding region runs from base 118 to 537 and encodes 139 amino acids. The transcript has 2 exons. NCBI's taxonomy places the organism in Eukaryota, Metazoa, Chordata, Mammalia, Pilosa, Megalonychidae. The record is from RefSeq and is a predicted model, not a curated record.
GUCCUCACGCCCCCUCGCCCCGUCCGGGCUGGGGCGGGAGGCCCAGGUGAAGGAGCAGGCGGGGAGCAAAGGUUGGCGUCUUCAUGCGCGGACCUUCGCCAGAGGCGCGGUGGCAUCAUGACGGUGGGAGCCAAGCUCCGAAGCAAGGCGGCAAGCAGCCUCCCGCGCCGGGGGCCCCGGGGGCGAGGGCGGUCGGAGGGGGACGAGGAGGCGGCCAUCAUCCUGGAGCACCUGGAGUGCGGGGACGAGGACCCCGAGGUGGCGGCGAGCGAGGCGGACGGGCGGUGCCCGGGGUCCCGGAGCGCGCGGAGGGUGCACCUCACCCUCCUGCCCGAGCGCUACGAGCCGCUGGAGGAGCCGGCGCCCGGGGAGAAGCCCAAGAGGAGGUACCGGCAGAAGCUGAAGAAGUACGGCAAGAAUGUUGGGAAGGUCAUCACCAAAGGAUGCCGCUACAUGGUCAUCGGCCUGCAGGGAUUCGCUGCAGCCUACUCAGCCCCCUUUGGAGUAGGCACCAGUGUGGUUUCCUUUGUCCGCUAGUGGGAGCUGCUGGGGCAAGAGACACACAGAAGAACUGGAAGUCUCUGCUCCGGGAACAGGGCGGAUGCAAGAACAUUUGAACCCACAGAAUCCUUGGAUUAAAAAAAAAGUCUUUCUUCAUCGAAUUGGAUGAGUGUUAUGAAUGAGUCAUCCUGCCCCGUCUGCUGAACUUUUCAUGCCUCUUGGACACAGGUGGAUCUGAUGGACAGUCCCACAGAAGAUUAGGCCAAGGAUAGGUUUGCUAUCAGAGUCAGUUUACCAAAGCCUGCAUUUUCACGUGAAGAUGGAAGAGAGGUGGGUGGAGGAGAAUACUUGAUGAAUGAGAGCACUGUGGGUGGGUUCACAUAGUAGUGAAUAUGAAGGGAAAAGAAUGAUUUUGACCUAGGGUCGGAUGAUCUGUUAUGUUCUCCUAGAAAGGAGAUUGGAAGGUUUCUCAUAGCCCUUGACUGCCUUGGUUCUGAGGACAGAAAGGAGCUGUUUAUUUCUGAAGUCAUUCUCCCUCAUCUCCUUCCUCCACCCCUCCCAUCCCUAGCCCUUUGUCAUCCGGAUUUGAAUUAUAGGCUUGAGAAGAAGGAAGGAAGAAAAAUUCUCUUUGAAGGCUAUGAUGCUCUGAACACCCUGUUGACAGAUGUGUCUUGACUGUUUAAAGCAGAUAAGAGCUUACCAUUUUUACCCAUCUCAGACAUGAAUGUGGAGCUGACAGUGAGGGAGAGAGCAACAGCAAGUUCAGAUACAGGCUUGUGAGGCUGUUUUUUGUGCCCAGUCCAGCCCAGUUGGGCCUAGCCAUGUGCUUGUGACUGCCAGACCCCCCUGCAACAGCUCCAGGCCCACUCUGAGCAGGCUGAGGUCAUGGGCCACGUGACCCAGCCUGCCUGGCAACAUCAGCACACUCCUGACCACUGCUCACCAUCUCCUCUGGGUCGAGCUGAUGCAGGGUGGUUUGUCUUUGGACACAGGUGCCAAGAUAGAGACAGAGACACACAACACCUGGAAAUGAAAGUAUGUGAUUUGGGGAAGGAACCAGGAAGUAGAAGACAGGUGAGAAGGACAUUGGAAAGAGAGAAGUGGACUGUAAGAGCCAGCUCAGGAUUAUCAGUGUUGGGGAAUCAUGGGAGGACCAGGCCUCCAGCUCUAGGCAGAGGCCAAAGGAGGCUGGGGGAGCUCCCAGUGGCUGCCUUUGGAGCAUCCUUUCCUUUUCUACACUGCCAGUUUGACCUCAUCUUACCUGGAUUCAAAGGUUAGGAUGGGAGUAAGUCCUGUUCCUGAUACCCACCAAGGAUAAGCCAUGGACUACCACUGAACCAUUGGUCAGGGAGGUAAAAGAAACAGGAAAUUCUUCUCUCAACCCCCAUGACAGGGCAACCAUUGUGACUUUGAUCCCAAAACAUCCAGAUUCCAAAGUGGUUGUUGCCGACCAGUCUGCAGGUGCAGGAGCAUGCAGGGGAGACCUCAACCAGGUGGAAGUGAAAAAUGUGGGAAGACUGACUGACAGAGAGACAGACAGAAAAAGGAAUGGGGUAGAAGAGAAAGUUGUACCUGUGAAGCUAGACUCAGCCUCACUUUCAGGAGGUUCUUGUUCAAAAUGAACUUGAACCCAAUUCCUACAACAUUAAUAUUUGUGAGGAAAAGAGAAAACCAAUGAUCUGGUUUUAGUCCAAAUGAUGAAAUUUGAUAAUGGCUCAUUUUCACACAUCUAAGGUGAUCAUAGCUUGCCUGGCAAAACUGGGAGUCAGGGAGACGAAAAGUCAUAAAUGGAAGAAAAUGGAAAGCUUAGUUAUUGAGUGUUUUAGUUUCCUGUCUGCUAAAACAAAUAACAUACAGUGGGUUAGCUUAACAAUGAUUUUUUGGCUCACAGUUUCAGAAGGCUUAAUUCUUCCUGGGGUCUUCUGGCUGGCCAGCAAACUUUUGGGUUCCUUGGCUUUUCUGUCCAGUGUUAAAGCACAUGGCAAUGUCUUUUCCUUUCUCUUCUGGUUUCAUCGAUUCUGACGACUUCUCAUGACUUUCUUUCUGUGCCCAAUUUCCUUUGCUUAUAAGGGCUUCAGCCACAUUGGAUUAGAGCCCACCCUCAUUCAGUUUGGGCACCUUAACUCAUAGCUUUAAAGGUCCUCUUUACAAAUGGAUUCACACCCACAGGACCAGGGCUUGGGACCUGAACAUGCCUUUUGAGGGGAACAUGAUUCAAUCCCCAACAUUGAGAGAGUCAGGAUGUGUGCAGCUUGCUGGUCAUGGGAUAUGAAUACCUGGAGAAAGGAGCCUGUGGUGUGUUCAGACGACACCAGCUAACGGGCACCAAAAAAGCCCACAGUGUCUUCUUGGGAGAGGCAAGUGGGGCCCAGGGAAGGGAGAGAUCUGCUGAGGGUUUUUCUUGCCUGGGAGACUGUUCAAGGAAGACUUUCCUUCCCCCCCAAAUUGGAGAAACUGUAAGGCCAAGCACAAUUAUCCCUAAAAUUCUUGAAUUCUAGUUAAGAAUUAACCCAGAAAUUUCAAAAUUCAAAACCUCCCAGGGAUUGUCAUGGGAGUCAGGUUCAUGUGUACAGAAGAUUAACUUCUCCAAACUGUGGCUCAGCCCCAGUGGCCGAGUAGCUGUUUCCCCACCACGGGGCACUGGGAGGCUGAUGUUUUCCUUUUACUCAGUUCAUUGAGCUUAAGAACUUGAACUCUCGCCAUCAUUUUACCAAAUGCCAUUUCUUUCUUUUGAAUUUUUUUGUUGCUUAAGAACUUGAACUCUCGCCAUCAUUUUACCAAAUGCCAUUUCUUUCUUUUGAAUUUUUUUGUUGUUGUUAAUUUCAGGGCCCACACCCUACUGAGAACUGGGUUUUUGAGCUUUCCCUUUACAUGUUUGACCAAGAGGCUUUUGUAUUUCCUUUGCUUGCCCUAUCAUGUAAAUAAAAGCCCCUAAUUUGUCUAACA